Plasmodium cynomolgi strain B is the source of this 633-nucleotide messenger RNA. RefSeq names its product heat shock protein. The record is from RefSeq and is a predicted model, not a curated record. The transcript has a single exon. Gene Ontology annotation, biological process: response to salt stress; protein folding; response to hydrogen peroxide. NCBI's taxonomy places the organism in Eukaryota, Apicomplexa, Aconoidasida, Haemosporida, Plasmodiidae. Bases 1 to 633 code for a protein of 210 amino acids.
AUGGUGAAGAACAACAUAGCAAAGUCCGAUGCACACAAUAGAAGGGAUGGGCUGACGAUGGACCAAGGCGGAAUGUUCGAUAAUUUUUUCGAAUGCAUGAAUGAGCAAAUGAACAGAAUUGACAGAUACCACGAGGACAUGAGCAGAAUGAUGAACUCACUGAGAACUCAUUAUUUUAAUGAUGAGCUUUCCAAAUAUUUCCCCAGCAGGAGAUCCCUCUUAGACUAUGAUUUAGGAAAUGCCAGAAGGAACGAUAUGUUUUUUGCCCAGCCCAAAAUGUUUUUAAUGGAAGAAUUCAAAAAAAUUCCACCAAUGGACGUCAUUGAUAAGGACAAAGAAAUUGAGAUAAAAAUAGACGUUCCUGGGUUGAACAAAGAUAACGUACAGAUUAAUUUAUAUAACAGAAAUUUGGAAGUUAGUGGGGGCUUCAAAAAAACAGAAGAGACGAGGGAUGAUAAACAGAGGUAUUAUCUCAAGGAGAGAUCACAGACGUCUUUUUAUAGGUCCUUUCUGCUCCCCGAAAAUGUGUGCGAGGACAAUAUUAAGGCCACCUUUAAGGAUGGGAUUUUAAAAAUUGACAUUCCGAAGAAGGCUGUGCUUCCCGAGAAAAAAAAGAAAAUCGAAAUUCAUUGA